AAGUAGCUUAUGCUAAAACAUUAGAUCAUAUCAAAGAAGCGUUGCAUUACUGGUUAAGUCCUGGUCACGCCCAUGAUUGUAUUAUUGUAAAAAUAGAUCCAGUUCCCCAAGGCCAAGUGCCUGUCUGUGUGAAA
Messenger RNA from Racocetra fulgida, 134 nucleotides. The record is from the annotation of a GenBank genome assembly. Lineage: Eukaryota; Fungi; Glomeromycota; Glomeromycetes; Diversisporales; Gigasporaceae.